Molecule: messenger RNA, 7005 nt
Organism: Sinocyclocheilus grahami
Lineage: Eukaryota; Metazoa; Chordata; Actinopteri; Cypriniformes; Cyprinidae
Product: fibrillin-2-like
Exons: 45
Molecular function (GO): calcium ion binding
Source: RefSeq, a predicted model, not a curated record
AUGUCUCAAGGGGCUCUGAGGUGUUUAGUGGGAUUUGUUGCUCUACUGGGAAUUUUACUGCUGAAAAUCUCAGGAAUUCAUGGAAAAGCGACUGUUCAUGUGGAUGGAUCUCAGAGAUGGGAACAACACGAGUCCCUGAGAGGCCCUAAUGUGUGUGGAUCACGUCUGCAGUCCUACUGCUGUCCGGGCUGGGAGACUCUGCCUGCAGGCAACCGCUGUGUUGUGCCUAUUUGCCGGAGCAGCUGUGGUGAUGGUUUCUGCUCCAGACCCAACAUGUGUACAUGUCCUGGUGACCAAAUAGCCCUAACCUGUGCCAACAAAUCAUCCCAACAGUGCAAUAUCAGAUGUAUGAAUGGAGGGCUGUGUGAAGAUGACCAUUGCCAGUGUCCAAAGGGAUUUACAGGAAGCUUCUGUGGACAGCCUGUCUGUGAAAAGACCUGCUAUAACAGUGGACGCUGCAUUGGACCAAACCACUGCGCGUGUGUGUACGGCUUCACUGGACCACAGUGUGAGAGAGAUUACCGAACAGGGCCAUGCUUCAUCCGGGUGCACAGCAGGCAGUGUGCAGCUCAGAGCAGUGGCUUUGUGUGCAGUAAGGCGCUGUGCUGUGCCACCGUGGGACAAGUGUGGGGUCACCUCUGUGAGCUGUGCCCUACGCUCAGCUCGUCCUGCAGCAGAGGAUUCACGCCAAACAGCCGCACAGGAGCCUGCCAAGAUGUUGAUGAAUGUAAGGUUGUGCCUGACCUGUGUAAAGGAGGAAAGUGCAUCAACACUGUGGGCUCAUAUCAGUGCCAGUGUGCCGUGGGUUUCCAGCAGCACACGAGUUCGCUGAUGUGUGAGGAUGUGGAUGAAUGCUCCACCGUCCAGCGUGUGUGUGAUGGAGGACGCUGCAUUAAUUCAGCGGGCAGUUUCUCCUGUGAGUGUCCUUCUGGAUACUUGCCAUCUGCAAACCGGACGCGCCGCCUCGAGCAGCACACAGGUGUCUGUUUUGCAUCUGUUGAGAAUGGACGCUGUGCUCAGAAAAUCAGCGGACGCUUCAGUAAAAUCCAGUGCUGCUGUGACCGUGGCCACUGCUGGAGUCAGAGCACAGCUCAUGAAAUGUGUCCCGUACCAGGAUCAGAUGAAUACUUCAGGAUCUGUCUGGUGGGCUCUGCUCUGAGUGGGUUUAGUGAAGAGGAUCCUGACCUGCACCCUCAACACCGCAGCGGCUUCAGACCUACCUCUAAUGACCGGAUACUUCGCCCACCUAAUGACAGUGGACGCAUCACACCUCAGAUUCAUCAAAUCCCAAGGAAUGGUAAUGGAUUUAAACCACAACGACCUGUUGUCGUUCGUAUGAAUGAGACUGUGAACAGGUGUCGUCUGUUUCCUAAUCUGUGUCUGAAUGGACACUGUGUACCCUUGGGGUCUGACUACCGCUGUGACUGUAACACCGGAUACAGAGAGGACAACAGAGGAGAGUGUUCAGAUGUAGAUGAGUGUGUGUUUGAGCCCUGCAUUAAUGGAAACUGUAUCAACACUGCUGGUUCCUACUACUGCAGAUGCCACUCAGGCUUUCUCAGGUUUCCAGGCAAACAGGCCUGCACUGACGUUGACGAAUGUCUUCAGAAUGGGGUGCUGUGUAAGAAUGGCCGCUGCCUCAACACAGAAGGCAGUUUUCAGUGCAUCUGUAAUGCGGGAUUCAAGCUCACACCUGAUGGGAGAAACUGCAUAGAUCACGAUGAAUGUGCCGGCACAAACAUGUGUCUUAACGGCAUGUGCAUUAAUGAAGACGGCAGCUUUAAAUGUGUGUGUAAACCUGGAUUCACCCUCAACUCCAGCGGACGCUACUGUACAGAUAUGGAUGAGUGCCGGAGCCCAGGUGUGUGUAUGAACGGACGGUGUGUAAACACACAGGGCUCUUUCAGUUGUGAGUGUUUUGCAGGUCUUACUGUAGGAAUAGAUGGGCGCACAUGUGUAGACACACACAUGCACAGCACCUGUUUUGGGGUUGUAAAAAGAGGCUUGUGUGGGCGGCCCUUUCAGCGAUCUCUCACCAAGUCACAGUGCUGCUGUGCCAACCCUGACUAUGGCUUUGGUCAGCCGUGUCGUCCCUGCCCUGGCAAAAACUCAGUUGAGUUUCAGGCCUUGUGUGCAAGCGGUGUUGGAUUUUCUGCUGAUGGCAAAGACAUUAAUGAGUGUGCUCUGGAUCCUGAUAUCUGCUCUAAUGGAGUGUGUGAGAAUCUCAGAGGAAGUUUCCGCUGCGUCUGUAACAGUGGCUAUGAAAGUGACCAGACUGGCAGAAACUGUCUGGAUAUCGAUGAAUGUGUAGUAAACAGUCUUCUCUGUGAUAACGGCCUGUGCCGGAAUAUUCCUGGCAGCUACAUCUGCACCUGCCUGGCUGGAUACACCUUGAGACACGACACAGAGACGUGUGACGACAGUCUGAAGGGCUCGUGCUGGGUAACCCUUCAGGAUGGCCGCUGUGAAGUGAACAUUAAUGGAGCUACACUGAGGUCUCAGUGCUGUGCGAUGCUGGGAGCGGCCUGGGGAAGCCCAUGUGAACCAUGUCAAAGCGAUCCUGUAUGUCAACGAGGAUUCGCUCGGCCAAGAGGGGCUUCGUGUGAAGAUGUGAAUGAGUGUGAGGUGUUCCCCGGUGUGUGUCAUAAUGGACACUGUGUGAACACUAGAGGUUCUUUUAAAUGUCAGUGUCCAGAGAGUCUCACACUGGAUGUCACUGGACGUGUCUGUGUGGAUGUUCGUUCAGAGGCCUGUUUUCUCACCUAUGAUGAAGAUGUGUGUACGCAGCCGGUACCAGGACACUUCCGCACGGACAUGUGUUGCUGUACGGUGGGUUUGGCCUGGGGCAAAGAUUGUGAAUUGUGCCCUGAGCCUGGCACAAGCCCGUUUGAUGCUCUGUGCCCGAGAGGACCAGGCUUUGCCAACAAAGGGGACAUGCUCACUGGCAGAGCUGUCUAUAAAUAUAUCAAUGAGUGUAAAGUCUUCCAAAGCAUCUGUAUUCAUGGAAAAUGUCGAAACACCAUUGGAAGCUUCAGAUGUCGUUGUGAGAGUGGCUUUGCACUGGAUGCCAAUGAGCAAAACUGUACAGAUAUUGACGAGUGCGUGAUCUCUCCUGAUGUUUGUGGUCAUGGCACGUGUGUGAACACUCUGGGCAGUUUCCAGUGUGACUGUUUCCCUGGCUAUGAGAGGGGAUUUAUGUUGAUGAAGAACUGCUUGGAUAUUGACGAGUGUGAACGAAACCUCUCACUGUGUAAUGGAGGCACCUGUGAAAAUACUGAUGGCAGCUAUAGGUGUGUGUGUCCACCUGGUCAUCAGCUGUCUGUGGACGGCAGUGCCUGUGUUGAUGUGAACGAGUGUGAGUUGAGCAGCACAUUGUGUCUUAAUGGCAGAUGUGUGAAUGUGGUGGGGAUGUACCAGUGCUCCUGUAACUCUGGUUAUCGGAUGACACCUGAUAGGAAAGGCUGCACAGAUAUAGAUGAGUGUACGAUAGAGAAUGGAGGAUGUGAGGUGUACUGUAGUAAUUCAGAGGGGAGUUACUAGUCACAUGCUAAUCAUGCUAGCAACAUGCUAGAUAUUGACGAGUGUGAACGAAACCUCUCACUGUGUAAUGGAGGCACCUGUGAAAAUACUGAUGGCAGCUAUAGGUGUGUGUGUCCACCUGGUCAUCAGCUGUCUUCUGUUGCUGUGGGGCCUUUGUUUGCAGAUGUGAAUGAGUGUAAUCUCAACACCAACAUCUGUGUGUUUGGGGAGUGUGAGAACACCAAGGGUUCUUUCAUCUGUCAUUGUGAGAUGGGUUACGUCGUGAAGAAAGGAACCUCUGGCUGCACCGAUGUUAAUGAGUGUGAGAUUAACACUCACAACUGUGACACACACGCCACCUGUGUCAACACACCGGCACAUUACCGCUGCUCCUGCAGUGACGGAUGGUCUGGUGAUGGAGUCAGAUGUGCUGCUGUUUUCUACAACUCCAUCCUCAUGACUGUGGAGAGCCCAGAGACCUCGAAGACUCUUGAGAUUCCACCUGACUACAGGGCUUUCCAGGAUGUCUUCAGCAAGCAGGCAGCAACGGAAUUACCACCUCAUUGGCCAUGGGUCUGUGCAAUUGACCUGCUGCAUGGGGCCAUGCUACCUAAGGGUAGAGUAUACCUGCUGUCCAUACCGGAACAGAAGACCAUGGAGGAGUACAUCGAGGAGGCUCUCGGGCAGGAAUUCAUCCACCCUUCUACUUCACCAGCAACAUCCAGCUUCUUUUUUAUCAGCAAGAAGGAUGGAGGCUUGAGGCCAUGCAUCGAUUACUGUAUCCUGAACUCGCAAACUGUCAAAUAUCACUACCCAUUUCCUCUGGUCCCAGCCACCCUGGAACAGCUUUGUGGUGCUUGCAUCUUCUCCAAACUGGACCUGCGUAGCACUUACAACCUCAUUCAGAUCUGUGAGGGUGAUGAAUGGAAGACCGCCUUCAUAACACUAUCAGGCCACUAUGAAUACCAGGUGAUGCCAUAUGGCCUCUCCAACUCACCCUCUGUCUUCAAAGGAUUCAUGAAUGUGGUGUUCCGGGAGUUCCUCCAUCAGUUUGUCAUCAUAUUCAUUGAUGAUAUCCUCAUCUACUCCCAGAACCUGGCCGAACAUUGCCACCAGAUGAAACAGGUCCUCGAGAAAUUGAGAGAAAACCAUCUAUACCUCAAAUUGGAGAAGUGUGAGUUCCAACAUGACACCAUCCAAUUCCUGGGUUACAUCAUCGACCAUCAAGGCAUUCACAUGGACCAGAGGAAGGUACAAGCUGUCAAGGACUGGCCUCAACCUAACACCAUCAAAGAACUCCAAAGAUUCCUGUGCUUUACCAAUUUCUACAACCGUUUCAUCGCCAAAUUCUGUCAGAUCUGUGCACCUCUCACCUCACUGCUAAAGAAUAAGCCCAAGUCUCCGUUCUGGACUCCUGACGCCGUCAAUGCAUUCCAGAAACUCAAGGAUGCCUUUUGCACCACUCCUACCUUGGUAGUGAUUAAAGAUAUUAAAUCGCAAAUGGAAAGCCUUCAUCUGGAGAUGCAAAAGAAUCGAGAGGAGAUGAAAGAGGACCUGCGUGCGCUACGAGAGGACAUCUUUCCAGAGCUGGCCACCUUACACAAAGCACAGGCCGAAUCAGCGAAUGAGUGCACGGAGAUGGGGAAAACUCUGAGUGACACGAUGGACAGAGUGGCAGUACUUGAACAGUCUCAUGAACGCAUGGCUAAAGAACACAAGAAAUUGCAGGAGAAAUGUAUGGAUUUGGAGAAUCGUAGACGGAGACAGAAUUUAAGAUUCGUCGGGAUUCCAGAAGGAGUGGAGGCUGGAAAUCCGAAUAAUUUAAACAGAUCAGAGGAGAUGAAAGAGGACCUGCGUGCGCUACGAGAGGAAAUCUUUCCAGAGCUGGCCGCCUUACACAAAGCACAGGCCGAAUCGGCGAAUGAGUGCAUGGAGAUGGGGAAAACCCUGAGUGACACGAUGGACAGAGUGGCAGUACUUGAACAGUCUCAUGAACGCAUGGCUAAAGAACACAAGAAAUUGCAGGAGAAAUGUAUGGAUUUGGAGAAUCGUAGACGGAGACAGAAUUUAAGAUUCGUCGGGAUUCCAGAAGGAGUGGAGGCUGGAAAUCCGGGAGCUUCUGGUAAUAACUGUCCCAUUGACUUUGAACUCAACCCCACUGGAAUCGGCUGCGUUGACACACGAGUAGGGAACUGUUUUCUGGAUGUGGUGUACCAUGGCCGUGGCGGGCUGGCGUGUAGUGUUGAGUUGGGGUUUGGAGUCAGUCGUUCGUUAUGCUGCUGUUCACUGGGACGAGCAUGGGGUAACCCAUGUGACCUUUGCUCUCCACUCAACACCUUGGAGUAUAACACAUUGUGUCCUGGAGGAGAGGGGUUCAAACUCAACUCCAUCACCAUCAUCCUGGAAGAUAUUAAUGAGUGUAAAUUGAAUCAUGGGAUAUGUGCUCCUGGAACAUGCGUGAAUCUGGAUGGUUCUUUCAGAUGUGUCUGUCCUGAUGGGUAUAUUGUCCACAAUGAGCACUGUGUAGACAUUGAUGAAUGUUCAUUUGGAAACCCCUGUGGAAACGACACAUGCUCAAAUGUGAUCGGAGGAUUUGAGUGUCUGUGUGAGGAGGGAUUUGAGCCUGGACCAAUGAUGAGCUGUGAAGAUGGGAUCAUUCCUGGUGUUGGAAACACACGUGUGGACUUAAAUGAGUGUGUGGAGAAUCCAGAGAUCUGUGUGAACGGCCACUGCAUCGACAUGGAUGGCUCCUUCCGCUGCGAGUGUCCCACGGGCUACAUGCUCAACUACACAGGAACACGAUGUGAUGUCACACUCCCUGUAAAAAUCCACAUAGUAGUUAUUUAUCGCCCUCCAGGUAAGCUAGGCAACUUUCCAGAAGAAAUGGACAUGCUGUCCUCAUUCCCUGAUGAUGGCAGCUUUCUACCACCCUACCACCUGUCCUCUAGACCCAAUCUCCUCACAUCUCCUACAAGCUAUUUCCUCUGCACUUCUGCCUUCACUCACACACAUCAACACAUCUCUUCUCACAGGAAUUUACCCAUCGCAUUCAAGCAGGCUCGGAACAACCAGCUGGACAAUAGCCAAUCUGGAUUUAAAAGUGGCCAUUCAACUGAAACCACAUUGCUGUUAGUCACUGAAGUGCUAUGGAGUGCAAGAGCUGAGUCCAAAUUUUCAGUUCUCAUUCUGCUAGAUCCAUCUGCUGCAUUCAACACUGUUAAUCAUCGAAUCCUUCUGUCCACCCUCUCAUCGCUGGGCAUCCCUGGAACUGCAGUCCACUGGUCUGAGUCUUACCUCACAGAUCUCAGACUGUCUGACGGACAUCUCAGCAUGGAGGAAAGAACAUCACCUGCAGCUCAACCUGCCAAAGAUGGAACUUCUCAUCUUCCCAGCCACCACAUCAGUACAGCACCAGUUUUCCAGCCAACUGGGCUCCUCAACGAUAAUCCCAGCGUGUUCGGCCAGGAAUCUUGGGGUGAUCCUUGA